ACGAGACGCAGCUGCAACCUACCCCAAAUCCCUCCGCCGCCGCCGCCGCCGCCACUGCUGCCGGCGCAAUGCUCCGCCUCCGUGGCUGCAUCGUCUCCCACCUCUCCUCUCCGGCCGCCUUCCGCGUCUCUUCGCCCCACCGCCUCCUCUCCGCCGACGCGGCCCCCAUUUCCCCGAGCCAGCGCUUCGCCGUGGAGGAGUACCUGGUCGACACCUGCGGCCUCACCCGCGCCCAGGCGCUCAAGGCCUCCACGAAGCUCUCCCACCUCAAGUCCCCCGCCAACCCCGACGCCGUGCUCGCCUUCCUCGCCGGCCUCGGCCUCUCCGGCGCCGACAUCGCCGCCGCCGUCGCCAAGGACCCGCGGCUGCUCUGCGCGGGCGUGGACAGGACCCUGGCCUCCAACGUCGUCGGACUCACCGGCCUCGGCCUGUCCGGCUCCGACGUCGCGCUCCUCGCCACCAUCGCCGGCGAGCCCUUCCGGUUCAAGUCCAUCGUCCCCAAGCUGCAGUACUACCUGCCCCUCUUCGGCUCCUCCGAGAACUUCCUCCGGGCCCUCAGGAAGAGCUCCCACCUGCUCACGUCCAACCGCAACAGGGUCGUCGAGCCCAACGUCGCGCUCCUGCGGGAGUGCGGACUGGCUGCUUGCGACAUUGCCAAGCUGUGUAUGGUCGUGCCAAGGAUCCUCACCGCAAAUCCAGAGCUCGUCCGGGAGAUGGUGGCAUGCGCCGAAGCUCUAGGCGUGCCCCGCGGCUCUGGGAUGUUUAGGCAAGCGCUGCAGGCUGUCUCGUUCAAAAGCGAGGACAAGAUCGCCGCCAAAGCCAACUACUUGAAGAAGAUAUUCAGGUGGUCUGAUGCCCAAGUGAGCCAUGCUGUGUGCAAGGCUCCGAUUGUGCUGAGGAAGUCAAACAGCUCGCUGCAGCAAAGGUCCGAGUUCUUCCUCUCUGAGAUGGGGCUUGAACCGGCUUACAUUGCUCAUCGCCCGGCAUUGCUCUCUUACAGCAUGGAGGGCCGACUCAGGCCCAGGUACUAUGUUAUCCAGUUCCUUAAGGCAAAUGGAUUGCUAGGUCAGUACCGGGACUACUAUAAUAUAGUCAUGCUGAGCGAUAAAGUAUUUAUGGAGAGGUUCAUAUGCCCUCACAAGAAGGCUGCACCACACCUUGCUAAAGACUAUGCAACUGCUUGCAAAGGGGAAGUGCCAGCUAAUUUCAGAUUUACAUGAACCAAGAAGAGGCUAUGGAAAUUUGUAACAUGUGUAUGGCGCAACAAAGUUUUCACUCUGCAUUGUAUGCUGCGCCAAAAAUAGCUGUGGGUCAACUCGCGUCCGUGAAUCCCUGCUUGACACACUCUUAAGACUCACAAGAACACCUUACAGGUAUUCUGACAUCUAUGGCCUCUAUCACACACAGAUCUACUGGAUUCACUGUAUUUUCUAUUAUUGCAGAUGUGACUGCCUUCUCUGUCACUGUCAGUAUAACAUUCUGUAAAAAGUAAUUGUCUCCUUCCCUCAUCACAGUUACUCGUCAUACAUUCUAUUGGGGUGAUCAUUGAAAUCCAGAGAUAUGAUCUAGAACUUGGCAUUUUCUUUUGCCAUAAAAGUGCCUUCCCUCAUCACAGAGAGUUGCUCGUCGCAGAGUCUAUUGGGGUCUACACAAGCAAGAGGAUGGGUGGUGGCUAGCGCGGGCGCGUUGCUCACCGAAGCCAUGCGUUAUCAUCAUCAAGGUAUUCGAGGCCUAGCGAAUGUAAUGAUCUUCAAAGAUGCCGAUCCUACAAUCAUUGGCCUGCUCGACCACCAAUUGAAGCCUCAUAGCUUGGAGGUUUCUUGCAUUGUGGUUUCUCAAAUUUGGCUUGUUUGGUUGCGUUGUCGAAAGUCACUGGCUUUUGCAUGGCGAGCAUGGUGUUGGAUUUGUAAUGGGCGGCCAUUUACUUUGUAUCAUUGUCAUCUCAUUUUGUUCUCAUGUAAGAACGUCAGUUAGCCCUUUUGGGCAAUACCACCUCUGCCCGUUAAGCAACAAUAGUGGAGCUCGACAACUUGUAGCAUGAACAUUUAGCACAUCUAAUUUUAGAUUUUAUAUCUUU
Messenger RNA from Triticum dicoccoides, 2077 nucleotides. RefSeq names its product transcription termination factor MTERF8, chloroplastic-like. The coding region runs from base 69 to 1220 and encodes 383 amino acids. The record is from RefSeq and is a predicted model, not a curated record. Lineage: Eukaryota; Viridiplantae; Streptophyta; Magnoliopsida; Poales; Poaceae. Gene Ontology annotation, molecular function: double-stranded DNA binding. Gene Ontology annotation, biological process: regulation of DNA-templated transcription. The transcript has 4 exons.